CUCUACUCUAGGAGCCCCCAGGUUGGGGCCAGGGGAGGGGAAGAAGGGAGGGAUUGGGGAGACCCCGCUAGGCACAUGGUCCCCUCUGCUCUUGCCCUACUCCCCUCCCUGUGGGGGGUCAGGUGCAGCAGAUGUCCCUGGGGAGGUAGGGGUUCUGUGGAGGACGGACUGAGAUGCAAGGGGCUGUGGGAUCCCAGGGGAGGGGAUGCCCCCCCAGCCUUACCGGGUGGCAAGGAUGAGCCAAGAGGGUUGUAGGGCCGAGGAGGAUAGGUGACCGGAGGGCCGGAGGAUCUGGGCCAGCCAGACAGACCUCCCCCUCUGGCGCCUCCGUCCAGCCUAAGUCCCGCCCACUUGCCACACCCCUGACUCACUUCCUUUGCCUAGAAGCGGAAACCUCCCCAGAGCUUCCUCCCCUCCUAACGAACGCACCCCAGGGACCCGCAGGUGUUGCUUUCCUCGAGGCCUGAGCUGGCCCAGCGAGGGCCCUGACCCCACUGGGACCCUCCCCAGGAAGCUGGUGUUUUCUGUGUCCUGAGUUGCAGGCCCAGCAUCUGGCCUGGGCAGGGGACUGCCCUUCCUUGGUGGGCUGGGGGGCCAGCAGGAGCUUAGCCUGACACAGCUGCAGGGAGGGCGACCUGCAUGCCGAGCGCUGCCUCUGCGCCAUGGACGGCGGCCAGCCCAGUCUGGAGCCCGCCGCCGCGGGGCCCGGCACCCCCGGCCCGAGCGUGAUCGCGCCCCUGCGCGCCGUGCUCCGCCUGCGGCGCCGCGUGUGCCUCCUGCGCACGCGGCGCCUCCUGCCGCCGGGCACGGGGCCGGCCUCCGGCGCUGGAACGCCCAGACCCGGCUGCAGCUCCAGGGCGCCGCACGCUGACCUGGGCCGGCCGCAGUUCUUCACCUUCGACGGCCCGGCGGAGCUGCAGCCCAGGACGCCGCGCAAGAGGCGCCGGCGCAGCCGUGUGGUGCUCUACCCCGAGACCUCGCGCAAGUGCCGGCCGCACGCCGAGCGCCGGAGCCGCGCGCAGCGCUGCCUGUUGCUGCUUGUGGCCAUUGUGGGCUUCCAGGUGCUCAACGCCAUCGAGAACCUGGACGAUAACGCGCAGCGCUACGACCUCGACGGGCUGGAGAAGGCGCUGCAGCGCGCCGUGUUCGGCCAGCCGGCUGCUGUGGGGCGCAUCGUGGCGCUGCUGCGGGACUACCUGGCCACGCACGUGCACAGCCGCGCGCUGCUUCUGGCGCUGCACGGGCCCAGCGGCGUGGGCAAGAGCCACGUGGGCCGCCUGCUGGCGCGCCACUUCCGCGCUGCGCUCGAGGGCGGCGCGCCCGUGGUGCAGUACCACGCACGCCACCACUGCCCCGAGCCACGCGCUGCGCAGGCCUGCCGGGAGGAGCUGGCGGCGCUCGUGGCCGACGUGGUGGCGCGGGCCGAGGCGGAGGAGAAGACCCCGCUGGUGGUGCUGGACGAGGCGGAGCUCCUGCCGCCGGCGCUGCUGGACGAGCUGCAUAGCCUCCUGCAGCCGCAGCGUGCCCACCGCUUCCACAACGCCAUUUAUGUGCUCCUCAGCAGUGCGGGCGGCUCGGAGAUUACGCGCUUCGUGCUGCAGAACGCAUCCCGCGCGCUGCCCCAGCCGCGCUCCGACGGCGCCCGCGAUGCCCACGGUGACCGGGCCGGGGCGGCCGCGGCGCAGGCCGAGGAGGAGCUGCGCGCCCGCCUGCGGGCGCUCCUGGUCCGCGAGCACCCGCUGUGGCAGGCGGCGGCCAUCGUGCCCUUCCUGCUGCUGGACAAGCAGGACGUGGUCAGCUGCUUCCGGGACGAGAUGGCCGGGGAGGGCUUCUUCCCAGAGCCAGCCCGCGCCGAGCUCCUGGCGGCGCAGCUCAGCUACUACCGCGUCGCUGGCCGUGAGUUCGCCGUCACUGGCUGCAAGCAGGUGGUGGCCAGGGUGAAUCUCUUGUAGCACAGGAGCAGCUGGACGUGAUGGACGCUAGUGGGCACCGCAGGACUUCUGGGGUUGUUGGUGGCGGUAGGAGGGAGGGGACCCUGGGGAUUUGCCUGAGGCCUCUAAUAAAUCCGUCUCUAGCCCCAUUGCCCUCCCCCACUCGUGGUUCACCCUGGGGCCGAGGGAGGCUGGUGGGGGUGGGUCAGUUCUGUGCCCCCCACUUCCAAUAACAAUUGCCCCGUUCCAGCCCCCGAUCUGCCACCUCCCAAUCCUUAGAUCAGCCCACAUUCCUGAGCACCUGCUGUGUGCACCUCAUUGCAGGCAUCCCAGGAGGCAGGCGGUCCAGCCUCCACGGUGCAGAGGAGGGAUGGCCUCAGAGAAAGUGCGUGGCUCCCAGGGUCACAUAGUUGGUCCCCUGCACUGGAUAUGACCUCAGCUCUGUGGGGCGCCUGCAGCAGCCAUCAGUCGCACUCACAUACACUCCUGUCCAGUCCAGCCCUUGCUCACCUGCCCACCCCCUGGGCCCCGAAGUCCUGGAUGCUCCUCCGGCCAGGAGAAUCCCAUGGACUCCCUGGAUUUCUCCUGGACUCCUGCCCCCAGUAGCUCCCUGGAAGGCAGGAUGGGUGGGAGUCUCCACACAACGAGUUGAUCCAGUGGAAUACCCUGAACGCUCUGGAAGGUGGGGAGCGCUCUCUCAGGGUGACAGGGGCGCUGACUUCUCGGACUCCCCUGCCCUGGUCACCAACUUGCUUCAGGACACCGAACGGGGGUAGGCCUCAAGGUAGAGAUCCCUUAGACUCAACUGCAGAGGUUCUCAGGUUUUCGGUCCCCCAAGACUUUUCGGGCGCUGUGGGCGCCUUUUGCACGUGGCUCCCGGAGGGCAGUGGUUGCGUCCAAGCGGACCCCACUUCUCGCAGCCCCGCUUCCCGCGAGCCCUGGGGUGGCCUCAGAGCUGCCGCUCGGUGGCCGCGCGUGGUCGCGGGGACACGUGCACAGACGCCGACGACGCUGACCGCAGCUAUUGCCAACGGGGACUCGGGGAGCAGAGGUGAAGCUCUAGUUGAGCCGGCGCGGGGCUGUGCGCGCCCCCCCGCCGCGGCAGAGCUCAGCACGCCCCCGGAGCCCCGCAGACCCGGCAGACUGAGGCUCCCGCGUGGGGGGAGCACCCCGCGCCAUCCCUUCUCGUCCUGGCGGUCGGCGGUGGCGGCCCUGGGCCGAGGUCUGCCGGAAGGAGAGGGAAGCCGAGGGAAGCCGCACGGGGCGGGGCGGGGC
Molecule: messenger RNA, 3206 nt
Organism: Mirounga angustirostris (Northern elephant seal)
Lineage: Eukaryota; Metazoa; Chordata; Mammalia; Carnivora; Phocidae
Gene: TOR4A
Product: torsin family 4 member A
Exons: 2
Coding region: 663-1952 (429 amino acids)
Cellular component (GO): nuclear envelope; endoplasmic reticulum lumen
Molecular function (GO): ATP binding; ATP hydrolysis activity
Source: RefSeq, a predicted model, not a curated record